AUGGCUCGUGGAAAGGUUCAGAUGAAGAAGAUUGAGAAUCCGGUGCACAGGCAGGUUACCUUCUGCAAGCGCCGGGCGGGGCUGCUGAAGAAGGCUAAGGAGCUCUCUGUGCUGUGUGAUGCUGAUAUUGGAAUUCUCAUUUUCUCCUCCCAUGGAAAGCUCUUUGAACUCGCCACCAAAGGAAACAUGCAAGGGCUUAUUGAGAGGUACAUGAAGAUGAAGCCACCCCGAGUGUCUCAGGCUGAUCAAGCCGUAGAAACGCAAACUCUGGAUGCAAAAAAAGAGAUUAACCUGCUGAAACAGGAGAUUGAAAUACUGCAAAAAGGUCUCAGGUACAUGUUUGGAGGGGGUGCUGGGACAAUGACCUUGGAUGAACUACAAGUGCUUGAAAAACAUCUUGAAGUAUGGAUUUAUCACGUACGCUCGGCAAAGAUGGACGUUUUGUUCCAAGAGAUCCAACUGUUAAGGAAUUCGGAAGGAAUACUGACAGCUGCAAAUAAGCAUCUACAAGACAAGAUUAUUGAAGAGAACAUCGGAGUUACUAACAUUACACCAAUGGCCUCUGACAAUCCAUAUCCACUAACCAUACCAGAUGAUGACAUAUUUCAAAUUUAA
Molecule: messenger RNA, 615 nt
Organism: Prunus armeniaca (apricot)
Lineage: Eukaryota; Viridiplantae; Streptophyta; Magnoliopsida; Rosales; Rosaceae
Source: the annotation of a GenBank genome assembly